CGAUAUUGCCAAACGUUGAAGGAUUCAAACAAGGUUGCACAGUCAACUAAAAAUAGGAGGGCAAUACAAAAAAAGGUAACGUGAAUGGAAUCGGGAUCUGCUGUUCAUAUUCAUCCAGUGGUGCUAGCGUCCAUCGUAGAUGCGUACGAAAGACGAAUGGAGGAGUCUGAACGUGUUAUUGGAACUCUCCUAGGAACGUGGGGAAAGGGAAUUAUUGAAGUCACUCAUUGCUUUAGUGUACCUCACAAAGAAUCAGAAAUCGAGGUAUCAAUGGACUUUGAAUUCGGGAAAAGUAUGGCUGCUCUUGAACGCAAAGUUAACCGUACUCAUAGUAUUGUGGGUUGGUAUGCAACAGGAAAUGAGAUCACAGAGCACUAUAAACUUAUUCAUCAGGAGUAUUACAUGCAACAAUCGAAAAACGCAAUAUUUUUGCUAGUUGAUACUAACAUGACUUUUGGAGACAAAAUGGCACUGAAGGCCUAUUUGUGCAGACAAAUGGGUAUACCGGGUGGUGUACGCGGGUUCAUAUUUGUACCAGUUGAAGUAGAGAUUGAGUGUUACGGUGCUGAACGAUGUGCUGUUGAAAUGAUGGUCUCUUCUAUAGAUCCAAGGAGCAAGUUGCAACCUGAGCUUGGAGACGACAUGGUCUAUUUGUACCAACUUUCACAACACCUGAUUUCUAUGUUGGAUCAAGUUAUUCGAUAUGUUGAAAGUGUGAUUGAUGAAAAGUGUCCAGCUGAUCCUAAAAUUGGACGGUCUAUUGCACAGUUAAUCUUCUCAAUUCCCAAACUAGAUCCUGAUCACUUGGAACAACUUAUCAAUUCAAGUUACAAAGAUUUACUGAUGGUCACUUAUCUCACAAAUCUUAUCCGAACUCACUUGAAGAUUUUAAAUUUGGCUCAGUGAAUUUAUACAAGUGGAAAAGCAUAAUGUUGAACAUUAUUUGCUAUUGUGAAUACUUUUAUCUAAUCGACAUGUACUUAAUAAUGAUGACUUUUAUUUCUCUUAUGAAGGAAAUAUAUGUAUAUUCUUGGACUCAACUAUUCUAUUAACGGCAAUAUAAAUUGGAGUAUUUACUUCCAAGGUUUUCGUUCACAAUAAAAGUCAAAGUUAGC
Trichobilharzia szidati is the source of this 1115-nucleotide messenger RNA. Lineage: Eukaryota; Metazoa; Platyhelminthes; Trematoda; Strigeidida; Schistosomatidae. The record is from the annotation of a GenBank genome assembly.